AUUAUUGGUUUACAAUUUAUUAGUAAUGUUCUGGUUUGAUGAUUCCUUUUGCUUUCCCUCUGGUUAAAUCACUGUCUCUCCUUCCGUAUUAAUCUGACUUUCUUCUGUUCCUCUUUUCGCUGUAAUUCCCAAAAAUCUCCCCCCUUUUCAGAACCCACCAUAAAGUUUACAUUUUUACUCUUUUUUUUUUUUUGAAAAAGCGAUGCUUUCAUUUUGUAUAAAAGACCCACUAAUCCACCUCUCUAGCUUCUCACACCAUUUCAUCUCCCUUCCUCCCUCUUUCCUCUGUUUUAUGAGAGUUUCUGUUGCGUGAACAAGUUGUCGACUUUCAGACAAACAAUUCAUUCCCUGUCGGAAUCUCUUUCUUUCUUUCUUUCGGACCAAGAACAGCAAAACUUAAUGGAGGGUUAUUCAAGAAACUGGUUUCGCGAUGACAAAGCCUCUGUUUACAACUCCGAAGAGAAGAAACUCGAGCUAAAGCUUGGUCCCCCUGGCGAAGACGAAGCUGGUUCAUCGAUGAUAAGAAACAUCAAGAAAGAACCAAAAGACAAAUCUAUCCUCUCUCUCGCUCGCAACCACUUCUCUUCUCCUUCCACCACCAACAAAACCACAUCUCAGAAAAGAACUGCUCCUGGUCCAGUGGUGGGUUGGCCUCCGGUUAGAUCAUUCAGGAAGAACUUAACAAAUGGAAGCUCUUCAAAGCUUGGAAAUGAAUCUACCUCCAACGGUGUUGUCCUCAAGAACCAGAAGUGUGAUGAUGAUAAUGCCCGAGAGAAGCCAAUGGGAGCAAAUAGGCAAGGAGGUUUGUUCGUGAAGAUCAACAUGCACGGUGUUCCCAUUGGUCGUAAAGUUGACCUCAGUGCGCAUAAUAGCUAUGAACAGUUGUCUUUCACUGUCGACAAGCUCUUUAGAGGACUUCUUGCAGCUCAAAGAGAAUCAUCAUCAUUUGGAGAAGAAGAGAAACCAAUCACUGGACUGUUGGAUGGGAAUGGAGAAUAUACUCUUACAUAUGAGGACAAUGAAGGAGACAAGAUGCUUGUAGGAGAUGUCCCAUGGCAUAUGUUUGUAUCUUCGGUGAAAAGGCUGCGUGUGAUCAAAACCUCUUUGAUUUCCUCAGCAUUAACAUAUGGAAAUGGCAAGCAAGAGAAGAUGAGAAGCUGAUGAAAUAAACUUUCACAGCUUAAAGAAGUAGAGAUGUUAUCUUUUUUUUGCUUUUGCCUUUUUUUCUCAACUCUGAUGAGUUUUGUGGUAUUUGAAAUGUGUUUCUGAUUCAAGUCUGAUGUACAUUCUGGUGUGUUACAUCUUCUUUUGAGAAUUUCAUAGAUGAGUUUUGUUGGAAUUCAAAACCAGACAAAUGAAAAGUAUGAUUUUGGUUAUUGAGUAUAUUACAGAUAAACUACGUUUUAGUCA
This is a messenger RNA of Brassica rapa (field mustard), 1410 nucleotides long. Its product is annotated as auxin-responsive protein IAA18. Gene Ontology annotation, biological process: regulation of DNA-templated transcription. The record is from RefSeq and is a predicted model, not a curated record. NCBI's taxonomy places the organism in Eukaryota, Viridiplantae, Streptophyta, Magnoliopsida, Brassicales, Brassicaceae. Gene Ontology annotation, cellular component: nucleus.